Messenger RNA from Schizophyllum commune H4-8, 741 nucleotides. RefSeq lists its product as uncharacterized. The transcript has 2 exons. The record is from RefSeq and is a predicted model, not a curated record. The coding region runs from base 151 to 582 and encodes 143 amino acids. Lineage: Eukaryota; Fungi; Basidiomycota; Agaricomycetes; Agaricales; Schizophyllaceae.
UCCUGUCGUCCUCACAAAAUCUGUAUUCUUCCCGGACUAUCUCACUUUCCUUUGUUUCUGCUCCUCCGAUUUUUGGGCCUCCGUCUGAGUCUCCUUUUUUGGUCUGGCUUAUUCUUCAGCCUGCUCACAGUGCGUCUGUCCCUCAUACGUAUGCUCUCUCGUGUCCCCCUACGUAUAUCUUGCACUGCUUCUUAUUGGAUUCGCGCCGCAUCCCUGAUCCUUACACUGUAUCAUUUCUUUCCUAUUUAUCCUGCCUCUACCCAGCCCUCGUGCUCGACGUGUAUCCUUUGCUUCCUCUCUCUGGACUCGACUUCCUAUCUGGUACCAUGGUGCUUCGUGUUGCUUCUGUCGCUGAUAUUUAGGCGUACGUACCAGUACUCAGGUGUACGCAUUGAUAUCCGGACGUGCGCGACUACUAAAAGGCGGUUAGCGCCUCGAUAUACUACGUUCCUCCAUAUACCCGUCGCGCUCUGCGCCUGCAAAAUCCUCGGGACCUCGCCGCUGUCGUGGCUUGGAUGCUCCCUCUGUACCAAUGACUGUGCAAGGCGAAUGGUUGCAAUUAUCAGGUAUGCAUAUGCAUGAUCUGAGUGCCCAUAUUCCUUCCCCGAUUCCCUUGUUGCAGCCGCACCAUUCGCACGUUGCUUCAAAGGUGCGAGACGACCGCUAAGUGACGGGUAGGAAUAUCGACCGGGCUCUCUGAGCAUUGGUUUUCUGGACCAUGCAACGCUGGCUUAACGAUCC